AUCCAAGCCAUCAAAUCAAGGCCCCCCAAGAUCAUCCGCGACCACCUCGUCCCCAUGCCCUCCCACCUCCUCACCACCACCCUCGACGACCUCCUCCACACACCUUCAACAUCACCCUCACCAUCACCAUCAUCAUCACUCACCCUCUCAUCAACGAGGCAUCUCCCACAGGGCCACCACCUAGUCUACUUCCCCCUCCAAACACCCGCAUCGAAACUCGCCCCCGACGGCGCAGACAGAGACCACGCGCCCAACGAGGACUUCACCCGACGCCUCUGGGCAGGCGGCGAAGUGCGUUUCCAUCACAAUCCCGACAGCAGCAGCAGCAGCAAGGGGCUGGUGCUUGACGGACGGCCAUGGGUCUGCAGGGAAGAAAUCGACAAUGUGCGCGUCAAGGGAGAGGAGGAUCCCAGCAGUGAAAAGGUCUUUGUCGACGUAUGGAGGCGAUAUGCCCUCGGCCAUGACGAAAAUCCACAGAAGUGGGAUAUCGAGGAGCGCAGGACAUUAGUCUUUAUGCGCAAAUCGGAAUCUGGAGAUGAGCCUCGGGAUAUACCCAAAGGGCGGCUUGUCAAAUACGCCCACGCACCCACGCAUUCCGCAACAAUCACCCCAACACCAGCACACCUCUUCCACUUCUCGGCACUUACCUACAAUGCUCACGCCAUCCACCUCGAUCCGCAGUACGCGAGGUCGCAGGACGGACACCGCGCGCUGCUCGUCCACGGGCCGCUGUCUCUUGCGCUGAUGCUGCGCGUGCUCAACGACCACGUCGUCAAUCCCUCCUCCUCCUCCUCCUCCUCCUCCUCUCUUGCUUCAGGCGGCGGCGGCGGCGGCGGCGGCGGGAUGGUCAAGUCCAUUGUGUAUAGGAAUUUUGCGCCGUUGUAUGUAGGCGAGGAGAUGAAGGUCUGCGUGAAGCCGGCGAGGCGCGGUGCGGCCAGGAGUGUGCAGGAGGAAGAGGAGUGGGAUGUUUGGGUUGAAGGGCCGGAGGGGGGGUUGGCUGUCAAAGGGAGUGUGGUGGUGGCUGCGAAA
Messenger RNA from Trichoderma reesei QM6a, 1029 nucleotides. RefSeq lists its product as uncharacterized. The transcript is spliced from 2 exons. The record is from RefSeq and is a predicted model, not a curated record. Gene Ontology annotation, cellular component: mitochondrion. The annotation marks the transcript as partial. Gene Ontology annotation, molecular function: (3R)-hydroxyacyl-[acyl-carrier-protein] dehydratase activity. NCBI's taxonomy places the organism in Eukaryota, Fungi, Ascomycota, Sordariomycetes, Hypocreales, Hypocreaceae.